AGGCCCUUUCAGCUUCAAUAUCCCAUCAACUCCACCAGGCCCAAGUAUUGCGGUGCCGUCAUAACGCAGCGUCGCGGUGUACACAUCUACACUUGGACUACUACGGCUGCCUUCCUCGACAAACGUUUGCAACACCUGGUCUACCACAUUCCGCACGACAGGCAGACUCUGCUCGUCGUCGUGCUGUCUCCGUCCACCCCGCCAACCCUUGAGUUCCCGGUCUGUUAAUUCACGUCUCGCUGCUGUCAACAAGGCCAAACAGUCCCAAGGAGCGGGUUCGGUGUGUCUGGCAAGGGCGCCGGACCAUGAUUCACGCGACCCAUUGCCUACACGAGCCACUCGACAACAGGACUACACACACGCUCACAAACUGGAGACGCUCGCGCCGCUGCCGUUUGCGGGGGCGGCGGGUGCUUCGGCCAGAGGCCUCCUUGCCCGUUCGCGGUUGCCAGCCAUGGACUCGAAGGACCCUCCGCCGUUUGGCUAUACCUUCAACACAGCCGACUUCUUCGGAGGCUCAGAGCCUGCCCUCACUAACAGUGGGCCGUCGCUGCUGAGCGAGAACGAAAAUCAGUCUCUCGUUGAUUUUUUCACCAACACAGAUCCAUUCCUCUCCGAAGCCCCUCCCUUCGCUCCUAACCCGGCCAGCAAGGACCUUACCGAUGACUUUAAUUGGGGCUUCGUCCCUCCUGCAACCAUCCACCGUGUCUCCACCACGAUCCCAGACCAAGCCCAUCUUCACCAUGGCUUCCAUGUCGACCAACCCUUCAACCCCGAUCCCCUCUCUGCAGACCACCUCGCAAAUACCCAGGAUGAUUUACAGGCGGCUUCAACGCUAUUCACCAAUGCACAAUCUUCUCAUGUCAAUGGCUCUUCAUAUGACAUGCACGGCUUGCCCUCGUCGGGUAGCGACCCGUCUGGUCUCGGCUUCCACAACAUCCCUUUGGUAGCCACCUCACAUGGCCCGAUGAAUGAGCAGCUAGCAGCCUUACUACCGAAUCAUUCUGAGAACGGGUCUAUUGACGCUCAGAUCGCAGCGCAAUUCAGCCAAGUGCAUCAUCGUCACUUGGCUGAAAUGACGCAACUCGAAAGGCAACGGCCCCUAUUAAAGAGAUCGUACACAUAUGGAACAGAUAACGCGUUUAAUCCCACCGGGUUCGUUGUAUCUUCGCCCAACGAGACGGAGGAUGCGGUAACCCGACGCCUCCUGCAAGAUCUGCGCCAUGCCCAACCCCUUACCAAAGAAGUCCUUCCUAGUAUUGACAACACCAAACCAUCGAGCCCUGUUGCUCCGAUGAAUUUCCCUAUUGGUCUGGUGGAGUUGCAAUCUGACGAAGAUGGGCAGUCAGAAGACGACUCCACCGACGCCGAUGAGGAUGACGAUAGGCCUGCCAAAAAGCGACGGAAAUCGAAAAACCCUAUAAAACCUGACAAACUGCCAAUUUCUACUCGCAAGGGUAUCCCAGGGCGUUCUGGGAAGGGGCGCAAAGCAUCGCUCGACGAGCCCAUGGGCAAGAAGAAGCGACCCUCGUCGGCAGGCCAAAAAGCUCAACGAGAGAAUCUGACAGAGGAGCAAAAACGAAAUAAUCAUAUCCUUUCAGAGCAGAAACGCCGGAACCUUAUCAAACGAGGGUUUGAUGAUCUGCACGAGCUUGUCCCUGAGAUACGCAACGGCGGGUUAAGCAAGAGCAGUGUUCUUAUGGAGGCGGCCGCUUUUCUAGACAAAAUAAUUCAGGACAACACGCAGUUCUCGGCCGAGCUGGCCCAGUCCGCAAAUGGCUGAAGGCAAAAAACAACAAGAAACCACAUUCAUAUGUGCUUCUUGGCUUUGACGCGCAAGGCAACUUAUGACCAAUCUACACUAGGACCCACCUCGGCCCUCGCCAAUACUGCCUAUCCACGCUGAGAAGCUACUAUAGUAUAUCAAUCACAGGUCGGACGUCUCCUCACAUGCAGGUUUCGGGAUUUAGCACUGUCGACAAGAGCGCCCGCCAAGGUUAAUUCUUCAGGGUCCCCGCAACGCUGUUUCCUAGUUAAGCUGCUAAUCCUAAACCUCCGGGAAUGAGGUCGGUUCUGCAGACCUUAGCGUGUCGUGGGCAGUUUAGAUACGGCGUUAUAUAGAUGAGGAGUUCGGAGGGAGAAGUAAGGCUAUUGUUCAGUCGCAUUUUGGGGGACAGAUUGUGAGAUACCC
Molecule: messenger RNA, 2191 nt
Organism: Lindgomyces ingoldianus
Lineage: Eukaryota; Fungi; Ascomycota; Dothideomycetes; Pleosporales; Lindgomycetaceae
Exons: 2
Coding region: 455-1783 (442 amino acids)
Biological process (GO): regulation of transcription by RNA polymerase II
Molecular function (GO): RNA polymerase II cis-regulatory region sequence-specific DNA binding; DNA-binding transcription factor activity, RNA polymerase II-specific; protein dimerization activity
Source: RefSeq, a predicted model, not a curated record